UCAGAUAACAUUUUAAAGCAAAACGUUAAUGAAAAUAAAAGUGUAAACAAUAGUUUAAAAUUAAAUCAAUCCAUAAGCUUUGCACAACAGAGCACUUCACAGCAAGAAAGCUACCACAGUCAGUCUACUAAAUUUAACAUGGUUAAGUUUUCAACUCAGCAUUAUAUCGUGGAACACUUGCUCAAACGAAUCCUCACUCAAACAUCUGGUGAAAUACCUUUUGAUCUGAUGGAAAAAGAAUUGGUCCACUCAGUUUCUAGUGUGUAUGAAGAUCACGUUUUCUCCCAAGCUGAUGCAGGGGUGCAAUGUCAGAUGUCACUAAACUCAAAAGAAACCGUCUCAUUAGACGCAACUUCUGCGCACCAUUCAACCACAAACGAAUCUCAUCUUAACGCAGGGAAAACUCCUCUACUUGGAUUUUGCAAAAGCUAUUUAAAGUUUUAUGAAAACACCGAAAUAGAUGUUGACGUUUUGCGGGACAUGUACAUGAUUUCACUGAACAACCUCACUCAUCUGACCCAACUCGCCAUCAACUACAGUUUGCUAGCCGAUGGAACGGGGGAUGCCUUGUUGUCUGUGGGGAGCAUAGCAAAGGGAAGGUUGAAACAUCUUAAGCUGCUGUGCGAACCAGAAGACAUCCCUUCUCCGACUCAUCAGCUGUAUGAGGCCGAAGCCCUUCAAGCUAUUCCAGAUUUGGUGUGGCACUAUGUUAGAGAAAAGUGCCCAGAUUUGGAGGUCCACAUCGUCUGUGUGUCGAUGAGUGCUUAUGAUGUUACAAAACGUUUUGUUACCCGGUCCAUGCCACUGAGCAGCUUUUGUAUGGAAAACGGAUUUUGCCCUACAUCAGCAGUUCCUGAGCUCACCAUCUUUUGCACCCUGAAAUGUUUGUGGCUGGACCAUGCAGAGACAUUAGAACAUGUAAACCUUACUCUGUGGCAUUCUACCGGAAGAAUAGACUCGUCUCUUGUCGAGUUAUUAAAGAGAACCAGACUGUCCAGUUUUGCUUAUCAUGGCCCCUUGCAGAAGAAGAAAUCCGUUAACGAAAUGUGUGAUGCUGCUUUAAACUCCUCCAAAAUGAAGAGCUUCAAGUUAAUGAUUCAAGGUGAUCCAUGUUUCCCUUCCAACGCCAAACAGGCAAGCAGUCACAUUUACAAUCAAUACAUUCAUCGAUUCCAAGAUAAAUCCAUCGAAUUUACAUUAGGAACAUUCAGUUAGUGAUAUAUAUAUGUCUGAAACAUUUACAAACAUUGUAUUAUUGCAUAAUAAAUAUAUAUUUAUAGGCUAAAUGUUCUGUAAGCAAUUUAAUUUAAAAAUAU
Molecule: messenger RNA, 1316 nt
Organism: Macrosteles quadrilineatus (aster leafhopper)
Lineage: Eukaryota; Metazoa; Arthropoda; Insecta; Hemiptera; Cicadellidae
Exons: 5
Coding region: 139-1215 (358 amino acids)
Source: RefSeq, a predicted model, not a curated record